Molecule: messenger RNA, 1722 nt
Organism: Apaloderma vittatum (bar-tailed trogon)
Lineage: Eukaryota; Metazoa; Chordata; Aves; Trogoniformes; Trogonidae
Gene: CCSER1
Product: coiled-coil serine-rich protein 1
Exons: 4
Coding region: 1-1722 (573 amino acids)
Source: RefSeq, a predicted model, not a curated record
AUGGGGGACUCAGGAUCCAGACGAUCAACACUAGUAUCUCGGUUGCCAAUAUUCAGGAGAAGUAUUAGCCGGAGGCACGACUCUCUUCCUUCCUCACCUUCUUCUGGUAAUGGCAUUGGUGUCCACACCUCCUCCCCAACCAGCACUAACUCCAGCUCAGGGAGCACAGGCAAGCGCCGGAGUAUUUUUCGCACUCCUUCCAUCAGCUUCCAUAACAAGAAAGGGAGUGAGCAGAAGUCUGACUCAGCUAGCCAAACCGUCAACAUCUCCAAUGGUGCCCAGUCCUCUCUCAGCACUUUUCAAAAACUGAGCUUAGAGGAACACAUUAAAAGCAGAGGAAGGCAUUCAGUUAGCUUUGGUGGCUCGCGUAGCAAGAAGAUUACAAGGUCUUUGACAGACGAUUUUGAAAAGGGAAAGGAGCCCUCGGCUAAUAAGAAUGUCUUUAUAAAUUGCAUAAGCUCUGGGAAGAAUGAGGGUGAUGAUUCAGGCUUUGCAGAGGAGCAGAGCCGAUGCUCUGUCAAACAGUCCACGCGAAAACUUCUUCCUAAAUCUUUUUCGUCGCACUACAAAUUUUCCAAACCGGUUCCAGAGAGUCAGUCGGUUUCUUCUGUGCAGCAGUCCGGCUGCUCUCUGGAGGUUAGAUCGUACGUGGAAAGUGAACCUGUGAUCACUAAGUCCUCUCCUCUGUGUUCAGCCGAGACGACGGAGUGCGUGGGAAGCUCUUUGCCAUCCCCCCUGCUCUCGGCUGACCUCACGGCUGCCCAGACCCCCUCCGACUUUGUCGCCCUGACGGAGGAUUCUGUUUCGGAGGUUGAUACUCUGCCCAGCAGUGGGACUGGGGCGCCACUCACAGAGGAUUUUGGCCACAAUGUCUCUACCUCUCAGAUCUUCUUUAAUCCUGCUGCUGCUCCUUCAAGGAAAAUGGAUUUUGUAGAAAGUACUGGCUAUUCUGCUGUUGUAUCUCCUGCGAGUCAUGCAAGCUUGUGUAGCCUUGAACCUAAUACCUUAUUCAAAACCUCAGCUGCUAAUCAAACGAAAGUAUUGUUGCAAGGCAAUGAACUACAUAUUAACGAUGCCAGUCACACAGGAGAAAUUAACUCCACAAAUGUGCUUUUAGAAACCUUUGUGUUACAGCAUAGAGAAGAACCAGUGAUACCAUCCCCAAAGGUACAGGGGUUGAGGGAGGAGGGAGAUGAAAGCACGCCAUCCCAGCACACAAGAGAGAGAAUUCCUGGAAUCGAAUCCAAGAUUGUUCCAUGUUCUCAACCUCAGUCAUUUAAAACACAACAGGGUUAUGAAACAAACUGUUCUAAAGUUGAUCUUGCCAAUAGCCUCAGUCCGUAUCGCGAAGGCAGAUUUGUUGAGAAACGACUGAGAUCCUCUUCAGAAGGUACUGCUGGAGGCAGUCGGCUGAUCAUAAAACCAAAGGAUGGAAAUGCAGAAGAGCUUAGCAGCCUACGGAAGCAGAGAGCAAGCUCAUCCUCCUCAAAAAUGAACAGCAUGGAUGUUUUGAAUAACUUGGGUUCCUGUGAGUUGGAUGAAGAUGACCUAAUGCUUGAUUUGGAGUUCCUAGAAGAACAACAUCACCAUCGUUCUGUUUGCCGGGAAGACUCGUACCAGUCAAUUGUCUCAUGUGCUGCUGUAGUACUUACCCCUGUAGAGCCAACAGCGGAUACAAGGAAAAAAGAACAGACCAUAAUGCCUGAUGUCUCUAAACAGUGA